Messenger RNA from Lutra lutra (Eurasian river otter), 4610 nucleotides. RefSeq names its product coiled-coil domain containing 197 (gene CCDC197). Lineage: Eukaryota; Metazoa; Chordata; Mammalia; Carnivora; Mustelidae. Bases 651 to 1469 code for a protein of 272 amino acids. The record is from RefSeq and is a predicted model, not a curated record. The transcript has 7 exons.
GCUCCUGGAGCCUUGAGGGAGUCAGCUGGGCCCCCUCUUCCUUCCACACGCUGCUUGUAUCCCAGAGUCAUGCUCAGGGCUGGAAAGGCCCACUACGAAGCCCUGCCCCUUCUCUCCCUGCUCCGACCCCUGUGCUGCAGCUGGUCCAGCAGAUAGCCAAUGAAUGUCAGGCUUAGGGAGACGUUCUUCUCCUUUGGGCCAUAACUGGGAACAAGACUUGGGCAGAUGGUCCAGGAGCACUUCACAAGGCCUCGUAGAAACUACCUGUUACCUAGGCCGCCUUCCCUGCCUGACCAUGAGCUCAUUCAAAGUGUCUGUCUCAGCCUCCACUCCCCUUUGAUGAACUCUCCACACGCUCGGAAUAUGUGAUGUCACUGAAGGCAUAAAUGGGUGAGGGCGGGUGGAUAGGAGAGGCCACCAAGGUGUCCCCGCCCUGUGCACACUGUCUUCUGAGUCAGACCCAGCCCUGACCCUGGGACUCUCUCCGGCACCUGUUGGAAGACCCCUGACGUCGGGUUCGACAAGCCUCAAGUUCAGAUCCAGCCCUGCUGUGUGUCCCUGAGCUGGUCACAGACCCUUUCUGAGCCUCUGUUUCCUUUUCCACGAACUGGGAACCUUGUCCUCCUGUGCGGCCAGAGUGGUGAGGGGCGAUGCUGGUGGCCGUGGACACCAGCCAGGGGGCUGGCCCGAGUGUUGCCAGCGACAAGGAUAGGGACCUGCAGGGGCUGUUGCAGGAACUCGGCCAGCUCCAGGCAAAGCAGAGGAAGCUGAAGAGAGAGGUCGAGAAGCACAAGCUUUUUGAAGACUAUCUGAUUAAGGUCCUUGAGAUAAUCCCUAAGGGCCACAAUGAAGGGGAGGAGCGAGAGGGGCCAGAUGAGGCCCUGGUGGGGGCCAUGGUGGAGCACUAUGGGCAGCUCUUCACAAUCAGCCAGGACAUCCAGGAGCAUCUGGAAGCCUUCUCCAAGAUGAGCCAGGUCUUCCACCAGAGGCUGGAGUCUCUAGAGGAGAGCCACAGGGCUCUUAUCCCGAGCCUCAAGAUUCGGCUGUGUCAGCUGCAGAAGCGGUGUCAUCAUGAGUGGAAGCUGUGUGGGUUGGGACACCAUGUCACCUCCCAGAAGGACAUGGACAGCUAUAAUAACCAGCUGCUCAAUGACCUGCAAAGGAUCAUCAACAACAUGGUCCGGCAGUGCUCCUCCUCCGCCCACCACUCCGCCUCCGCCCACCGCGCACCGGAGAGCAUGGGCCUCUUCUCGAAGCUCGACCUGAUUCAGGAAUUUAUGUUGGACAAAAUGGAGACAGUGAAAUUUAUCUCACUGCUCAUGGAACCCAGAGUAUGCUGGUCAGGGGACCGUCUCAAGAACCCCAGAAGAUACCGCAGCUCCUUCAGGAAAUGCCCAAGGGAUCAAGAUUCGGUCCCAAGAACUCCCCUUCCAGGCACCCAGACUUUGGAGUGCUCCAGCUUGAGCUGAGCCAGCCAGCAGCCACACACGCCCCACCAGCAUCAAGACCAUCUUCCUUCCUGUCCAGCCUCUUUUUCUCACCACAGCGCCCCCGCCAACGGGGUGGGAGGGAGUCUGGGGGUGGGGGACACUGUUCCCCAUCCUGGGGGAUUAGCAGGCGUGGAGGCUGGGACUGGGGAAAAGAGAAGCGGGUUCCUGGGUUGCAAGCGGCGGUCAGGUGGGAGGUCCCGGGUUGGAGGCCGCAUGCUCACAGCCAGCAGCGGUUUUGUCUGAGAAGAACUUGGGAUAGAUGUCUAGCUUUUAGGAACAUCCAAAUCACAGGAACUCUCCUACAGAGCCACCCAGGGCUAUAGGAGGCAUGGGAGUUCACCUCUUCCACAGCUGAUUGGGGAGCAUGGCAGACUGGGGAGCACAGCAGACUGGGGCUACUGGGUUUGUCUCUUGGAGGCAUCUCGUCACUGGUUCUCAGAAGCUGGAUACCGAGUCAGACCUCCCGCCUUCCCGAGGGUCCCAGAGCUGCCUGGAACGAAUGCUGCUCCCAGAGACACCUUGGCCAGGCAAAGCCUCUCUCCAGGCUGCUUUGCCACCUGUAAGAUUGGGUGAGAGUGUGUCUAAGGGAGACCCCUCCCCAGUCUGACAUUCUUAGACCAGGGCCGGGACAGCUUGGUCUACCUGGAAGGCCCUGGUUUGGUUUUUUUUGUGUCACGGCGUGGAAUCCUCCUAGCAACCCUACAGCCCUGGAAAGAAUUCACCUCCGGAGGUCUGCAUCAGUCUAUCGGUUUGGGUAAAAGUUGACGGUCAAGAGCAACCUGCGAGCUGCGAACAGUGGUCCGCAAACUAACUCUCAGAGUUUCAGAAAAGAUGCUGCUGUGCGGUCAACAAACACCGAGGGUCGCUGUUUUCCAGCGGGGACAGGAGAGGGGACAGGAGGCUCUGAGGGAGGGAAGGUUGGGAGUGUGAGAAGGAUUUGGCUGCGGAAUCAGUGAAAGAAAUUCCGUACCCUCGUACCCUCUGGCUGAGUGUGGUCACGUCCCUACAAGCAGUUUAAACAAAGAAGAAACGAGGCGGGAGCAUGCUUUUGGUCGGGCUUUGGUUGGGUUUGAGAAGGCCACGGUCAUGGGAGGGCUCAGAAGCAGAAGGGAACACGAGGGGAGGAGCUUUCAGUUCUGGUGAGAACAUGGACUGCAGGACCCUCAUGGGUCCACAGGCCGGGCUAUGAGGUUUGGACUUGGGUCCGGAGGCCACACAUAGGGAUGUCCCAGUCCUCCUGGGUGGCUAUCCCAGGAGCCCAGACUGGGGCCUUAAAACAACAGACAUUUAUUUCUCACACUUGGGGAGACCGACGGUCUGGUGAGCGUCUGCUUCCGGUUCAUAGACAGCCGUCUUCUCCUUGUGCCCUCACGGGGUGGGCGACACAGCUCUGUGGGCUCAUUCUUAUCAGGACACUAAUCCCACUCAUGGAGGAUCUGCCCUCGUGACCUCCUCCCCUCCCCGAGGCCUCUCCUCCUAAGACACUGGGGGUUAGGAUUUUACCAUGUGAAUCUGGGGUGGGCGGACUCAUUCCAUCCCUUCCAAGGAGCCUCUCACAUUCUUAAUGUUUCUCAGUUCUUCUUGCCAUGACAUCGGCUUUCCGGAGAGAUCUAAAGUGACCCAUCACUCUCCCUGUAUUGUGGACACACACCAGCCCAGUGAUUCUUAGAUUCGAACAUCCUCAAAAAGGCUUGUGAAAACAGAGUGUGGCCGCCCAGAGCUUCUGAUGGCACAAUCUGGGGUCUUAGAGGCCUUAGAAUUUGCGUCUCUAAUAUGUCCCCAAGAGAGGCGGAUGCCGCAGGGCCCAGGGCCACCGUUUGGGAACCGCUGCUUUAGAAUAAUGGCAAAUUCUCAAUGCCUAGCCUGGCUCUGCUCCUCUUGGAGCACCAGCUCCCCCUGGCCGGACUUCAGUGUCCCCUCAGCAUGAUGGGGCUGCGUGACAGUCCCUACCCUGUCUAACCUCCUGGUAGGGACUGGACAUACACCCUUCUAUAUGCCCAGGGCAUGGUUCUCUGGCUUCCUGGCUUUGCCUGUGAGGGCCCAUGGGGGGAGGGGGCUCUUGUCCGCCUGUCCCCUGCCAUUUGGAUGCUGAACACCGGCCGUGCAUUUGUAGGUCUGCUCCUGGUGUUCUGUCACACUCCUCAGGGAGGACGACGAUCAGAACAUAUGCCUGGGGUGUCAGGGGCCUGGGCAUCAGUCUGCAUUUGCAACGGGCAGCCCAAUGUUUUAGGAGCUCCCAGCCUUCCCCAUGAGGGGCUUGGGUCACGAAAUCAACAGAAGGGGCGCUGGGCUCAGUGGUGCUUCUGCAGGCAUGUCCCGCAACACCGGGGUUCGUGCUUUCUGGGCUUUCAUGUUCAACAGCUGUCUCAGCCCCAACCUCAUACAUUUUCAAAUGCUUUCUCUUGGGUCCCCUGUUAGCUGCAAAGAGAACUUCAAGUGCAUUUGGAUAAAAAAGCAGGGGUUUGAGUUCCUUAUGAAAUGUCACUUCAUCUGACUGCCCGUUUAGACCCUGAGACCCCAAGACACCAGGUGGCCCAGGGCUUGGGCACUCUGUGAGACCGUGAGCUCAUUAUCUGCCAACGGACUUCAGCUUUAAGUAACUCCCAGUGUGAGAAAAUCCUUCCUACAGACCAUCCUGGGAAAGUUGUGUUAUUGACAAGUGGCUGGUGCUGAAGAAAUUGGCUGUGUGAUAGGAAAAUAAAAUUAUGUCCUCUUUUUAGAUCAUAUACAGUAGGACAUUCCAGUUCCAUUGGGUGGUUGCUUUCCAACUUCCAUGUUCCUUAAAACCACCACGACACUUGCUAACCAUGGAGAUACCUAGAGCCUGUUUUCAGAGAUGCUUAUUCUGGGUGGGGGGCCCAGGAAUCUGCAUUCUUAGUAAGAACUGGGGCAGUUGCAAUGAGAGGGCUCUCCCACGUCAGGGUAAGAAAUACUGGGUGUGUAAAUGCCAAAAAAAAAAAAAAAAGAAAAUCUGGUCUGUGUUGACCAGUUCAGUCAGGAAGCACGAAAGCCACAGAAGGGAAACCUGAAAAUAAUCUGACUGCAUAAAAAUUUAAAAUGUGGGGCGCCUGGGUGGCUCAGUGGGUUGAGCCUCUGCCUUCGGCCCAGGUUAUGAUCUCG